Molecule: messenger RNA, 4372 nt
Organism: Labeo rohita (rohu)
Lineage: Eukaryota; Metazoa; Chordata; Actinopteri; Cypriniformes; Cyprinidae
Gene: smcr8b
Product: Smith-Magenis syndrome chromosome region, candidate 8b
Exons: 2
Coding region: 1448-4372 (974 amino acids)
Cellular component (GO): guanyl-nucleotide exchange factor complex
Molecular function (GO): GTPase activator activity
Source: RefSeq, a predicted model, not a curated record
GCUAACUAUGGCAAAAGCUGCUUCUGUUACUGCUCUCCGGAAAGCGCUUUAAUGUUUGUUUACUUCUAAACAACGAGUCUAAUCUAAUUUCUAAAAAAGAGCAAACGAAUUACUGUAUUCCCGCUUCCGUCUGCGAACUCCGGCAAGUUCAUUUAUACGUAUAUUCUGAAAUGACUAGUCAGUUUUCAUGACAUUGCGUUUGUCAUGGUAUUAUGCGUCAGGCAUGAUAUUUUUAAAUCGGUGUAAACUGGAUCAUUUCAUGCUUAUUGUGGCUUCUAAGUAGUUAUUAUUCUCUUUUGGCGCGGCGAUAGAUCACAGUUUAUUAGUCCUUGGAAAUACGUAGUAAAACUAGACGUCCUCCUGCACUGGAUCAGGACAGCUAUUUUGACAGCACUGUGAGGAUGCCGGUUUCAGGGGUGUAAAGUAUGUGAGUUAUACGUUUCGGUUUUUAAAUAUUAUUUUGUGGAAUUAGUCAUUCUUAAUUAUAGUUUCAAGCCUAUAGUUUACAGUUUUGGAUUUUUGGUGUAGCGUUACUAAAUGAAUAAUAGCUUAUCAAAAAAGUCUUUUAAAUGGACGUCCUGCAGAUUUUUUUUUAAACUUUAUUUGAAACAGCCAAUGAAAUCAUUUGUCCUUGUCAACUGGUGAAAAAUGGACAAACUUAAAUUGAACGUAAAUGUUUAUUAUAAAAUCAGAUGCUGCUGAAUCAAUGAAGAUGAACAAUUUCAUAAUAGCUUAACUGAAGACAUUGUGAAAAUUGUAAUUGUAUGUGGAAAUUCUUUGAAACAGUCCUUUAACUUAAGUAUAAUAGAAUUUUUUACGACGCAUCAUCGUUCGGCCAUAUUGGUAGCACUGAAUGUAAACAGUGCUUGAAACUGGCAUAUUUUGAUGAUUAUUGUUGCUGAAAAUGGUCAAUUAUUGUCAUGUUUUGGGCUGUACUAAUCAGUCGGAGUGGGAAAAACAUUUGGAGUACUAUAGAUUGCCAAAAGUUGUAAAAAAUCAAAGAGGAGAGUGCAAAAAAAUGUUUGUGGUUAGCCAAACUGAACCAGGAUUUCCAGGGCAAGAAUCUUGACAACAUCAUGUUUGUUCUUAUUUCAGGUCAGGUAGUUGAAAUAUUAGGCUAAUAUCUUAAUUAUUACUACUCGUACGUAUCUUUACCACCUAUUAACUUUAGUUUGUAUGAAUUAUUCCCCCCUUUCCUGGUUCAUAAGUUUUUCUUUAUAUGAUUUAGCAGCUUCAGUGUGUUUUUCCAUGGUUUAGACAGCAUAAAUUAGCAGAACAACAUAUUUAGUACAUUUACUGUGCAAUCCAUGCUGUUGUUUACAUCCGAGUAUCGCCAAUAUGGCCGCGCAUCCGGGUAACUGAUCAAAUCGUGAUGUAAGUGCAAACCCUUUAUUUCACAUUACUUUUUACACCCCUGUUAAGUUCGUUUGAAAUAGUUUUUGCCACCAUGAUUAGUUCUCCAGACUUGGUGGCUUUCACUAAAGAAACUGAUUUCAGUGAUAUAGUCAAAGACUCAUCAGCACUUCCAGAGGAGCUGUCUGUUCCCAUGUAUCCCUACACUGGGGACACCACCCCAUGGUCCAAGACGUCCGGGGCUAAUUUUAAGAAAGACUUUAUCCUAAUAUCAGAGUUUUCAGAGCAAGUUGGGCCCCAACCUUUGCUUACGGUUCCUCCUGAAACCAAGGCUUGUGAGACAUUCGAUUUGAAUCACUUCUCUCUUCGGAUCAUGUCGGUGGACUAUCAGACCUCGCUCGCCGGCCCGUCAGGUUGUGGCUCUUUGAAACUGAACUUUGUAGAAGACUCAAAGGUAGUUUUAGGGGACUCUGGAGAAGGAGUGUUCGCUUAUGUGCACCACCUCACGCUCUAUGACCUGGAGGCUCGAGGGUUUGUGCGACCUCUCUGCCUUGCCUAUGUGUCGUCUGAUGAGAAUAAACUCAUACAGCAAUUCCAACAGCUUUCCGCAGAGUUUUCAAAAGUCUCUGAAUGCCUAAAAACAGGAAACAGGAAGAACUUUGCAAAUGAACUGGAGAUAAAACUGAGAGAUUUGGAGUAUACGAGAGUCGUGUUACUUAGAGAUAUCGAAAGUGAGUUAAUUAAUGCAUCUGUAAUGUGCACCAAUGAAAGGGAAUGCUUAUGGAAUGGUACACCUACAUUAGAAGAUGUGAAACUGAAAGACAAAGACAGAUGUGAGAUUUUAAAGAAGGCAGAAGUAGAGUGUGAAAAAGGGAAUAGGUCAUGUAUUACACAUGAUAGAGAUGAACGAUUUGGAAGGAAGAACAAGCAUGAUAAAGGAUCUUGCCCAACGCCACUGGCUAACAAAGGUGAUGAACUGGCAAGUGUAGAAAAAUCCAUUCAGGAAUACAAAAGCCUUCUGAAACAGGUCACUAGCUACCGAACCAGGAAGCUUAGAGACUCUGAAUACUCUCCUUAUGAACCAGAUGACCUCACUCAUUCUUUCGAGUUUGACAUGGAUGAUUUAAAACACGGUCAUCUUGCUGGGCCAGUGCUAGAAUGUAAUGUUUUUCCUUGCACGAACACGCCCUCGCAUUCUCUGCAGGCUUCGUCUUGCCGAUUUGAUAAGCGUCUGAAAACUCUUGAGGAGUUGUGUGAUGACUACUUCCACCAGCAGGCUCUACAGCAACUGUACUCCAUUGAGAGGACAUUCAGAGGAGAUGCCUGCCAUCUCUACUCACAACAACUCUUCCGUAAUCUUCUCCGCAGUCUCAAAUCUACCAAUUUCUUAUUUGAGGAUCCAUGCGACUUGGAAGAGGAAGCAGAGUUACAGAUUGGAAUAGCUGGUCAACAUUCAGUCCAACAACCCUCCUUUCUUCCGGCACCUUCGAUUCUAAGUGAACCUGUCAGUCUUGAGUCGUAUGUCUCCUGUGUCGAAAUGGUGCCAAUUAAACUAGAGUUGGGUGGGUCUAGUCAAUCUCCGGCUGUACCCAACUGUGUAUACACCUCUACUGAGGAUAACCUACCUGUUACAUCUGCAGUAGAGACUGGAAUGGAAAAUGGGAGGGUUGUUUCACCUUCUGAUUGCAGAGAAAAUAAAGAAUAUGUUUCACCGUUGAUGAAGACCAGUAUUAGUAGCGGAGAUAGUAUUGAGGUCUUAGGGACGGAGAAGUCCUUCAGAACCCAGGGUUCAAAUAUACCAGUGGAUACAGCACUGCAAAGACCUCCACCUUUGUUCGCUACAGCCGCACUGGAAGGUCUUAGGCAAGGGAGGGUACCUACCAGACGAACUUUCAGUGGAGACAGCAUUGAGGUGCUUUGCACAACAGAAUCGAUUCUACCAGAAGACCUGCGUGCUUGCGCAAUUGACGAGGAAAGCCUGGAGCAAGAGAAUGAUGAGAAAGACAUGUCUCAAAACCAAGUUGAGUGUGUUUACGGUGUGGGAAAUGAAGUCCUUGGAGAUCAAGGAGAUACCUGUAUGGAGGAGCCUCAAGAUUUUUACCCAGCUGUUACCUUAACCCCACCUGACUGUCCUAUGACUUUAACCCUGGCUCGGUCAAGCUCCCAAGAUGCUUGUCAUCCAUCAGAAUUAAUCCCUCUCCCGUUAAUAGAUGAGCCAUGCCGGAUGGUACCUGAUGAUUUGUCCGACUGCUUCAGCUAUCGGAGCACUACUGCCUCUACAACCUCUGAAUGCACUUUCCCUGCUUGUCUUUCCGGGAGUAAAAGAGAAGGUGGGACCCGACGGAGACGUGGUAGAGUAGGGCGAGCAGCAUUGCAGUUCUUGCGGCAGUUUCCCUUUGCAGUGCAUGCCGUGUUUAGCCUUAUGAGUGGCCGAACUUUGGUGGUACUAGGCAGCGAGGAGGCAGCAGUGAGGCGACUGGUUACAGCACUGUCUGUGUACGUGCCACAUCUGAGCAGAUACACAGACAGCAUUCAACCUUGGACUUCAACGCCGCUGCAGCUAACGGACCUGCUCAACUGGAAACUUAUCGGGUUUAACAGGAUGUGCUGUUACACGUACACAAAUAUGCCUCACUGCCUGGGCCAUUACAGCCGAUACCUCAGCAUUCUAGAUGUGGAUCAAAAGACACUGCACUGCCCAGCCUACAGUGGUACUCUUAUCAACCUUCUGGUGGAACCCAGGAGCCACUUUAAACGUGGAAACACCUACUUCAUGUUUGCACAAAGUGUGCAAAGCAAGCUUGUCACCACAGCGUUCCUUUUAACAUUUUCACAUGGCUGCCAUAAACCCAGAAGGCCUCGGGAGAGUACAUGGACACAAUGUUUUCAUUCUGAACUUCACAGAGACGAUAAGAAAAUCCUCAACUAUUUAUCUGAACUCAUUAAACUGCACUUCAUGGAGGUUCCAGCCAAUGUUCUCAGAUUCAGCUACACCACAAACUUGAUUUUCAAACUCUGA